ACAACAAACAUAUCUCUGUGAUUUAAAACACUGUAAGAGCUACUACAAAUCUUCAAAGUUGUUACAAUGGCUGAAUCGCAUACUCGCUCUUGGCUGCUCAUCGUCUUUCUUAUCGUGGCGAUUUUCAUGUGGGCUGUGAUCAGCGCCAAGCAAAUGACUGACAUUUAUUAUCAAGACGACAAAUCGAAUCCUGACGAGGAGUACAUGGAACGCAUAGGACGUGCCAUCAAUCCUUUCAAAAUGCUCUUGAAUCGUGGACCUUCGAAGCACAUUUCAACAGCCUCUGAGAAGGAUAUGGAUGAUCAUAAGCAAGGACACAACAAACUGGUGAACGCUGAUGAGGAUGAGAAGCAAAAGGACAAGGAAGUGAAGCAGGCACUGGAGCAAAUGAUGCUCGAAGAUCAGCCCAUCCUGGAUGCUUCAAAUGCAGAGCCAAAGAAACAAUCACGCGUUGACGACUCCAAUGCAUCGAAGAGGCCCCAGGGAUUGUGGAUGAAGAAAGGAUUGAAUUUGAAGCGCGAGUUCUCCAGCGAUGAGGCCAAUCCAUAUAUUGAUAGUGGUCGCAUCGCCUACGAUAGCUUGCUCUAAGCUAACUCUGGGGCUUUGAAUAGUUCUCAUAUAAUAUAUUUUAUUAUCAACUGCUAAGCAAAAUACUUGUAAUUAAAGCUCCGUUUACUUUCACUCAAA
Molecule: messenger RNA, 687 nt
Organism: Scaptodrosophila lebanonensis
Lineage: Eukaryota; Metazoa; Arthropoda; Insecta; Diptera; Drosophilidae
Exons: 4
Coding region: 67-588 (173 amino acids)
Source: RefSeq, a predicted model, not a curated record